Messenger RNA from Malassezia japonica, 408 nucleotides. It is a transcript of the gene lsm7, whose product is annotated as U6 snRNP-associated protein Lsm7. Gene Ontology annotation, molecular function: RNA binding. Gene Ontology annotation, biological process: mRNA splicing, via spliceosome; nuclear-transcribed mRNA catabolic process. NCBI's taxonomy places the organism in Eukaryota, Fungi, Basidiomycota, Malasseziomycetes, Malasseziales, Malasseziaceae. The record is from RefSeq and is a predicted model, not a curated record. Gene Ontology annotation, cellular component: catalytic step 2 spliceosome; spliceosomal tri-snRNP complex; Lsm1-7-Pat1 complex. The coding region runs from base 1 to 408 and encodes 135 amino acids. The transcript is spliced from 2 exons.
AUGGCGGAUCGAGUACAGAGCAGCGCGCACGGUAACCGUGGCGGACGUGGCGGAAACCGCGGCGGUCGUGGCGGCGGUCGCGGCGGGCAUAACAAUCGUGGCGGUGCCCCCGCUCCUCAAGAGAAGCCCAAAAAGGAGGCCAUUCUGAACCUCGGCAAGUACGUCGACCAGCAGAUCCGCGUGAAGUUUGCGGGCGGGCGUGAGGUCGAGGGUAUCCUCAAAGGAUACGACCAGCUGAUGAACCUCGUGAUGGACGAUGUGCAAGAAACGCUGCACGACCCCGAGACGGGCGACGUGAAGAGCAAGCGGACGCUCGGUCUGGCGGUGCUGCGCGGCCCUGCGCUGACGCUGAUUAGCCCCUCGGACGGAAUGGAGAUGAUCGAAAACCCUUUUGCACAGCCUGAAUAG